Messenger RNA from Anopheles aquasalis, 1588 nucleotides. RefSeq names its product kynurenine formamidase (gene KFase). Gene Ontology annotation, molecular function: arylformamidase activity. NCBI's taxonomy places the organism in Eukaryota, Metazoa, Arthropoda, Insecta, Diptera, Culicidae. The record is from RefSeq and is a predicted model, not a curated record.
UAUCGAUUAGUCGCAUCGCAUCGAACGGUCCCAUCGGUGGCUGUGUCCGGCCCAAGGACGUGUGAUUGCUGUAACUGAGAAGCCGUGGUAUGUAAGGUUUCAUUCCCGUCGGUCGGUUCCUCUCCCUGGUGCAAGAAAGUAACUCGAUCCUACCCGAGCGACCGACGACACAGCAAGAGUCAAAGAUUAUCAUCGUGCGAACGUGUGACUGACUCAUCCCGAGCGAGAGGGAGAGAGAGAGAGAGGAGCAAAGACAGCCAAAUACCGACUCCAGGAGGGGCGAAGGGAGAAGAAUUGUGGAAGGGAAAAUUACCAUAGAAUACUCUAAGGAUGGCCAAACACACUGGCACGAUUACGUGCCAUCGACGAGUGCCGCCGCUGAUAAGGUACCGGGCAUUCGUCGUCUGCACGCUGUUUGUCUCCGGCUUAGCUCUCGUCGCAGAUCGUCUCCCUGUCGGUGAGGCUGAACCGCUUGAUUUGAGUUUCGUCAAACAGUUCCUUCGCAAUCGCAUAGCGAGCAGCAAAUCAAAGGCAGCUUGUGUGGCCGACAUGAAGUCAGGCACUGAAAUCGUGGGACCACCGACCGCGGAAACGUUGGCCAUCUGGGAGAAGCAAUACUCACCCUCGGCCUGGAGUAUCCGCUACGAAACGCCCGCCGAGGUCAUCAAUUAUCAUGUGCAGUUCGCGAAGGAAGUGAGUGACGCCAAUCGGGCUGCAAUGACGACGAAACUGGACAUCGAUUAUGGGAGUGGAGAGCGGGAAAAGGUGGACAUUUAUGGGGAUGAUCUACCCGAGGAUGCACCGCUGUUCGUGUACAUUCACGGUGGUUACUGGCAGAUGCUGGAGAAGGAAACGUCCGCCUAUCCAGCGAAACCACUGGUCGAUCGGGGUAUCCGUGUGAUGAUCGUAGGUUACGAGCUGUGCCCCUCGGUUACGCUGGACGAGCUGGUGAAUCAAAUCCGGGUGGCCGGUGAGUACGUGCUGAACUAUGCCACGGAACACGGCGUGCGGCAGGUGGCCCUGGCAGGGCAUUCGGCCGGUGCGCACCUGAUUGCUAGUAUGCUGGAUAAGCAGUUCAAAAGUGCCGUCGGUGGCGAAGAGUUUGCUCUACUUAAGGACGUCUAUCUCAUCUCGGGAGUGUACGACGUACAGGAACUACGCUACACCGUGAGCGUUAAUCAGGACAAUCUGCUCGGUUUGAACGAUAACAACGUGCUCCGGUUGUCACCGUUGUCGAUGAGCUUUAGCCACCUGACCGGCGACGGAGCGGGGCCACGGUUUCACGUGUACGUAGCCGAGCACGAUAGUGAAGUGUUCCGCACUAUGGCCACCGGUAUGAAGAACCAUCUGGAAUCGUUUGCGUUAACCUGUGAUUUGAACGUGCUGCCAGGACUCGAUCAUUUCGAUAUUGUGGAGAACCUAUCCCAAACCGAUCACCCGUUGACGAUUGCGAUUCUGAAAGGAUUCGACAAGACGAUCGAUACCACGGUAGAGGAAGUGAUAUAGAGGAGUAGUAAAUGAAAUGCACAAAUGCACCAUCAAGAACGCGUCGUGUGUUUAGUGUGUGAUUGUUCGAAAAAUAUGUUUC